Molecule: messenger RNA, 1518 nt
Organism: Moesziomyces antarcticus
Lineage: Eukaryota; Fungi; Basidiomycota; Ustilaginomycetes; Ustilaginales; Ustilaginaceae
Product: MFS general substrate transporter
Exons: 1
Coding region: 1-1518 (505 amino acids)
Biological process (GO): transmembrane transport
Cellular component (GO): membrane
Molecular function (GO): transmembrane transporter activity
Source: RefSeq, a predicted model, not a curated record
AUGAGCGAGGUGUCGCCAACGGUCACUCCGCCCUCGGGCAAGGAGGCCUCGCUCUCGGAGGCGCACGAAGCGCAGACGGACGUCUUCGUCGUCACGACAGCAUCCCACGGCGAGGUGAGAUACACGCGCCAGGAAGAACGCAAGCUCGUGCGCAAGAUCGACUUUGUCGUCGUGCCCAUCCUCCUCGUUCUCUACCUGCUCUCCUUCCUCGACAGGAGCAACAUCGGCAAUGCCAAGCUCGAUGGCCUCGUCAAGGACAUCAACCUGCGCGACUACUCGACCGCCCUCACGCUCUUCUUCGUCGGCUACGUCAUCGGCGAAGUUCCGGCCAACCUGGUGCUCAAGAAGACCUCGCCGCCCGUCUGGCUGCCCACGCUCACCCUCGUGUGGGGCAUCAUUUCGGUGGUGCAGGGCUUGGUGCACAACCAGGCCGGCCUGUUCGCCGUGCGCUUCUUCCUCGGCUUGAGCGAGUCCGGUCUCUUCCCAGGAUCGGUCUUUGUCUUUAGCAUGUUCUACCCGAGACGCGAGCGCCACUACCGCGUAGCGCUGCUGCUAUCGGGCGCCGCUUUCUCAGGUGCCUUUGGCGGCAUCCUUGCCUACGGCAUCGGCUUCAUGCGCGGCGUCGGCGGCAAAGCUGGCUGGAGCUGGAUCCUCAUCCUUGAGGGCCUGCUGACCAUUGUAGUGGCGCUAUUCGCCUACUGGCUGGUGCCGCAUUACCCGAUGAAGUCGCGCUCGUUUACCGAUCGCGAGAAGUCCAUCAUCGCAGCGAGAAUGCAGGCGGAUCGCGACUCGCUGGAUGAGGAGACCUUCUCUUGGGAUGGCGUCAAGCAGGCAUUCACCGACCCGUAUGUCUAUCUCUACGGCCUCCUCUUCCACGGCUUUGCCUUUGCACUGUACACGAUCUCUCUCUUCAUGCCCACCAUCAUCGCGGACCUCGGAUACAAGGCCGCCGAUGCGCAGCUCCUCACGGUGCCGCCCUACUUUCUCGCGUUCAUCUUUACCAUGACGAUCGCGCACAUCUCGUUUGUCGUGAACCGACGACUCGUCUUCAUCAUCGGCUGCGCGUUGCUCGCCAUCCUCGGGUACAUUGUUCAGAUCACAUCGCCGACAGUGGCUGGACGCUACGUGGCCAUCUUUAUCACAACGCCGGGCGUGUACGCAGGAAACGCGCUGCUGCUUUCGCUUCCAUCGGAAAACGUCUCGGGCCAGACCAAACGUGCGACGGCGCUGGCCAUGCAGAUCAUGUUUGGCAACAUGGGAAGCAUCAUCGGUGUCCAGCUCUACCGCAAGCCUCUCGGUGGUCUUAGAAACGUCAACUAUCACAUCAGCCACGGCCUCAGCAUCGUGUGGCUCGGCUUCGGCAUCGCCGCCGCUUCAACGCUCUGGUUCCUCCUCAGCAGGGAGAACCGUCGCAGAGAUGCUCUCCAGGCGCAAAACAACGGCAAGGAUGCCGAGCAGAGCCAGGAAGAGCUCAAGCGGCUUGGCGACCGCAGGCUGGACUGGAGGUACCAUGUAUAG